This is a messenger RNA of Echinops telfairi (small Madagascar hedgehog), 318 nucleotides long. It is a transcript of the gene SMIM22, whose product is annotated as small integral membrane protein 22. Lineage: Eukaryota; Metazoa; Chordata; Mammalia; Afrosoricida; Tenrecidae. The transcript has 3 exons. The record is from RefSeq and is a predicted model, not a curated record. Bases 1 to 318 code for a protein of 105 amino acids. Gene Ontology annotation, biological process: regulation of cell population proliferation.
AUGGCCCCAUCGGCUGAGGGCCUGGGGCGGGAGCUGGAGGCCGCAGCGCAAGAGGUGCUAGGAAAGCUGCAGAGCCGGGAGCUCUUCCAGUCGUCGUGGGACACAGCCGCCUUUGUUGUCUUCCUCACCUUCGUCGGCACGGUGCUGUUCCUGCUGCUGCUCGUGGUCAUCCACUGCUGCUGCUGCAGCUGCUGCGGCGGUUCCCCCAGGUCCCACAAGGUGAGCCCACUGGCCUCCCUGUGCCUGGGCAUUGAGCAUGGCACAGGAGUUCGGGUGCUGGCCCUCCUUCGCUUAUGGGUCAUGGGCAUCGACGUGUAG